Vitrella brassicaformis is the source of this 2257-nucleotide messenger RNA. The record is from the annotation of a GenBank genome assembly. Lineage: Eukaryota; Vitrellaceae.
AGUAAUUCGACUCAACUCGAGCACACGUGUCGAUCAUUGAGUGAGUGAAUGAGUGAACGAGUCGAGUCUGUACAACAAGCAUGGCAUCACACAAAAUGCGUAUACAAACAUGGUACUCUCAAGACACAAGUGCUCUAAGUCCGAUAAUCGACAUCAAAGCAUAAGACACCCACCUCUCUCUCUCUCUCUCUCUCUCUCUGUAGCCGUGUGUGAGGGUGCCCAGACCAUGUCGAAGUGAGGGACUUCACAUUGGGUUGUGAAACCACUCACUCGGCCUCAUCCCCGGCCACCCACCCACACAGACACACAGAUACACAGACACACGGAUGCAACGAUACACGCAGAGGUCGUCAUCCCGACACGCCGCCCACGUUCUUGGUCGCGGCGAACCUGACCCUGUUGUGCCGAUUCAGCCGUCGCAAGAACUUCUGCAUCCUCGUCUCGCGCCGCUUGCCGCGCUUCAUCAUGACGCUGGCGUUGGCCUUGGGCAUACAGAGCCCGCCCAGCAGGGGCUUGCCGACCUUCAAUCGGUACUUCUCGCCGGCCAGCUCUAACGGGAAGGGGCUCUGUCUCACAUACAACGAACCUGCACACACACAGAGAGGCACAGAGAGAGACACACAGAAAGAGAGAGAGGGAGAGGGAUGUGUACACAACGAGGGAAAAGUGUCUGAGAGUGGCGUGUAGGCACGAUGGACCAAAAGGGAGGGUGGUGUGUGUGGCAGGCAGGCAGAGAGAGAGUGAGUGAGUGCGUCGUAUGAUAUGGUCACAUGGUCACAUGAUCACAUACAUACAUGGCUGGUGGCUGUGAGUGGGUCGGGCGGUCAGUCCCAUAGCACGAGCUUCCUGAGCUCCUGCUGCGAGAUGUAUUUCUUGCGCCCAGGGCCCGUGUUGGGGUUCCUGUGCCGCCCCGCAGCCUCAGCCGGGAUGCUCUCACUAUCAUCACCUCCUCCCCCCUUUCCCUUGUCACCCUUGCCUCUCUGGUGUUGCCGCCCCUCUGCUGCUGUUGGCGAUGGCUUGCCUUGCUGCUGCUUGUGUGGGUGUGGAGCUGUGCGGGAGCGGCCCGGUGCUUGCUGAUGCUGGUGCUCCUCACCUUGGGUGAUGGCCCGAUUGUCGAUGUACUGACGACACACAGACACACAGACGGUCAAAAGGACAUGCAAGGAGCUGCGAGGGUCCCGCCUGUGUGCGUACUUACUUUGGUUUGUAUGAGUUCCCAUGCGGCUGGGAAGACCUUGGUUUUGACGUCCAUGCCGUGAUGGGCCUCCAUCGGACCUGUGCACACACCCAUACACAGGGGUUGACGUCCAAGCACAGCACACUUCGAUAGUGUCGUCCGCUUACUCAGGACGUAUUUGGGAACGUCUGCCUUCUCUGUCGGCCGACCGAUGCCGAUGCGAAGUCGGUGAUCUGAAGAACAGUGACGGCGAUAAAUUACUGACGGUCGGGGGCUUUGCGCGGUUCUGCUGCUUACAGUCCUCGGUGCGUAGUGAAUCGGUGAUGGACAUCAGACCUGCUCAUAUGCAAAACAGGCCAGACGUGCAGCAGCUCGUGUCUGCGCUGCGCAUCUACUCCUAUCUACCUCUGUGUCCGCUGGCGCUGCCGCCCUCCUUGAUGCCAAACCACCCGGGAGGCUUCUCAAGCUCGUCAUGCACCACCUGAACACACACACACACACACAUGGAGUUCGCCCACACACAAGUCCACACGGCCUGCAGCCCAAGUAUCGUCUGUUAACUCUCCUCACCAGCAGGCUGUGCGCGUCUGUCUGCAAGUAUUUGAGUAUCUUGCUCACACACGAUCCGCUCAAGUUCAUGGCCGUCCACGGCCUCACCAGCGUCACACGCCAAGGAGGCUGGCCAGAGACCAAUCAACCACACCACAUCACCUGCCAUGAUUCAUUCCGCCGGCCUGUUCUCAUGUGUGUCCUCUCACCACGUCAGCAAUGGUUGCGAGGCCCGCCGAGAUCUUCCGCCACGGCCCACCGCCAUGCUUCUCCCGAACGUAAUCCACAAAGGCGAGGCCUGGCAAACGCACAAGAGAGCAGAUCUUGGUUCGGAGAAGCCAUGUGUGUCAGUUGCUGACCGACGCUGUGUCUGACGAUGCCGAAGGGUCCUCCCUGCGUAACAGGCGAUGGAUUGCCCAGACCAACGAUCACCAGGCCCGCCUUGCCCAGUUUCAACGGGCUGCCCUUGCUCAUCUGAUUCACCACAUCAGGCACCGUCCCGUGAGGUUAACAAAACGAACAACAGAAGAG